AUGAGGUUAAGCCGGGGACAUUACAUUUUUCUUGGAGUAUUUGCUAUAACCCAAUGUGUGGUGGUUUUUCUACGAUUCAAACUAACUGGUGUUGAUUACUAUCGAUUGAAACGGAUUCACAAUUUGAUCAAUGCGGGAUUUUUGAUGAUGUUGGGAUCGAUGUUCAUAUGGAGCAGAGUCACAGCGGCAUUGAAUUAUCUGGAUCCGGAUCGAAUAACACCAGCUCGACUGCGAUGGCGAACCAUCUGUCUUCAAGAUGUUGCACGAGCUUCGCUUCUGAUCUUGCUUAUCCUAUCGCAGUUCUCAAUGAUAUUCUAUUUCCUACUGCUCGGGGCAGAACCUCAUCUUCUCGCUCAAGUAAGUCUAGUCGGAUUGGCAGCUUAUUUACAUGUGCUUGUAUUCUUGGUCAUUGCGGAAUCUGUUCAUUUUAUUAGUACGGUUUCAUUGAAAUACGGUGUUUUUGAGUCGUUAAACAGGUACAUAGUUAGUAAUCGUCAUGCUUACACAUUUCUCUCUUUACUUUGUGCUGUGUUACUCAUCCUUGGUGGACUCUACGCGACAAUCACGGAUCCGGUUUAUACGCAUGUGACGAUUCCUUUGAAGGUGAACUUUUGA
Cooperia oncophora is the source of this 615-nucleotide messenger RNA. The record is from the annotation of a GenBank genome assembly. NCBI's taxonomy places the organism in Eukaryota, Metazoa, Nematoda, Chromadorea, Rhabditida, Trichostrongylidae.